Molecule: messenger RNA, 2886 nt
Organism: Phodopus roborovskii (desert hamster)
Lineage: Eukaryota; Metazoa; Chordata; Mammalia; Rodentia; Cricetidae
Gene: Map7d3
Product: MAP7 domain containing 3
Exons: 17
Coding region: 121-2850 (909 amino acids)
Biological process (GO): microtubule cytoskeleton organization
Cellular component (GO): microtubule cytoskeleton
Source: RefSeq, a predicted model, not a curated record
UCCCCGAGCCCCGCCCCGCCCCGCCCCCCGGGGUCCCAGCCAGGGCCCCAGCGGAGGCAGAGGCGGCGCCUGCGCCUUGCCGCCCAAGAACCACCAGUGGUUCUCAACUCAGCUCCGAAGAUGGCCGACUAUGCUUUUGCGGGUACCAGUGGCAAUACAUCUUUGCGGGGUCUACGAGAACGCUUGGUUGCCGUGGCUCAAGAACUAGCCGAAGAACGGCGACGUAAACGUGGUAUUGAUUCUUCUGCAGUUACUACUAAGAGAUCGUCAUGUACACCUGUUUUAGAUGGCUCUGUCCUUAAAAAUGACAUCAAGCAGCAAUUAGCCAAAGAACGCAGAGAAGAACGGAAACGUCAGCAAGAGGCCAACAAGGAAAAACAACUGCUUGCGAAGGAACAAAAGGCUAAGCUGCAGUACGAAAAACAGUUGGAAGAAAGACACCGCAAACUGAAAGAACAAAAGGAAAAGGACGAGCGACGCCGAGUAUCUGCAGAAGAAAAAAGAAAACAGAAACAGGCGGAAGACAAAGAAAAAUUCAAGGCUGUCGUGUCUCGUACAAUGGAGCGAUGCAACCGUGCUGAUCAACGACAAAAGAGGUGGUCAUGGGAGGGCGGUGUGACCAACACUGACAAAUCUGGAAAAACAGACAGUAAACGAAGUUCCUCGCUGAAUAGAAAAGACAACCCAUUUCAUCCCAGUGUUGAUGUGGAACACGUGGACAGCACGCCUGGCAUGACCAAAUAUGUUUUCCGCUAUGUGACUGUACCAAUGUUUACUAGUGAUGAGCUAAAGUCUUCUGCAAUGUUCGGUAAAUCAUCAGUAAAAACACCAGUUCCAACAAACUUAGAAAUAACACCAACAAAGAAAGUAGAAACACCCCUCCAGGAAGAUGUGGAAAGACCAGCAAAGGUGACUGCAGAAACACCACCCAAGAUGAACACAGAAGGACCCUCUCAGGCAAACAUGGGUGGACCAUCUCAUGUGGGUGGACCAUCUCAUGUGGAAAUAGCUAAUCUGGACAUAUCACUCCAGAAUGUGGAAGACAUCUCUAAAGAUAAAGUGGGCGUUCCCUCCAAGUUGAAUAUUGAAGUACUCGAUGAUGGGAACUCAACAAAUUACCCUGAAUCAAAUGCUGAAGAAUUCCCCACAGUGAAUAUGGAUGCCUCUCCAAGUGUUGGACCAUCCCCCAUUGUGAGCAAGGAUUCAUCCCCUGUUCUGAGUACGGGAUCAUCCUCCUUUGCAAGUGUGGAAAUAUCUCCUGUUGUCAGCAUGGAUGCCUCACCUGAGGAGGGCAUAGACACCUCACCAGAAUUAAGUAUGGACUCAGCAAGUGCUGCGGCCUCAGAAGGGAAUAUAGAAACAUCUCUUAAGACCAGCAGGGAAUUAAACUUUGAGGCAAGUGUGGAAGCGCAGCCUGAGAUGAAUGUUGAAGCAUCACUCAAGAGCCUAGAAGUGGACAAACAAAACUUCUAUUUUACCAACAAGAAACAACUACCAUCCCAGAUACCAUGUUACAGAUGGCCAUCAUCUCCCACGCUUGGGUGGCGCCCACCCUCUCCCAUGAAGGCUGUCAGGCAGAAUCAAAAGAUCCGACCUCCAUCCCCUCUACCAGUCUCAUCAAGACUAUCAACGAAGACUUCUCUAUCAUAUAAAAUAACCCCAGUUCAGAAUAUCCUAUAUGUGCCAAACGCAUUAGGUAUGAUAACAAAGAAAAAAGAAACCAUCCAAAAGCGUAUGGUCAACACAGAAUCUGGUAAUAAAAGUGUGCCAAGCAGUGAAGCGGCCAUGAAAGUUUCAAUUGAGGUACACCAUGCUGCUUAUGAACAACAAGGCAAACAAGACAAAGAAAAAAUCCAGAAAGAGACAAAACAAAGUGUUGCAAGAAAAUCAGAAUGUAUGGCAGAGAGAAUGGAUGAAGUCCCAGCAGAAGAAUUCUCACCACACAAAGAUGAGCAACAAAAAGAUCUGACAAAGAGACGUUUUGAGCCAGCAGAAGACCAGAAAGAACAGCUACAGAAAGGGGACAAUGCCAUGAUGAAAUCUCAGGACAGUGCUGACAAGAGAAAGAUGGAACAGGAAAGAAUUAUGCUACAAAAUUUGCAAGAAAGAUUAGAAAGGAAAAAGAGGGUUGAGGAAAUAAUGAAGCGGACAAGGAAGACAGAUGUGAAUCCCUCCAAGGCUUCGGAAAUAGCCGAUAGAUCUGAAGAGGAUGAAGCUGAUGAUGAAGGUGAAACAGAAAGUGAUGAGGGCUCCCUUGAGAUACUUCCAUCAGGAAUGAAAGCACCAUUUACCAAAGUCAAAAAGUUUCACAAAAAUUCCAAGAGAAGGCCUCAAAAGCUAGUGUUUCUGCAAGCAGGAUCUGGUGAGAUUGAUGCCGAGAAGAAUAUAUAUUUUAAUGGAAACGUGAAAGCUGUCAAACAAAAUGACCCAAAUGACACUACAACUCAAGCAAAGGGCUCUAAGAUACCCACUAGAAAACCACCUGCCAGGACAUCGAGAAGCAGAAAAACAAGGGAAGCCAACUCCACCAUCCGUUCUUCUCUAAGUGUCACCACCAAUCAGGAGUGGGUUUGUGACAAAAUUGUAGAUCUUGGUCACACCACUGAAUCACCUGUCAAAAAGACCACUGCUGCUAGCAACAAACAAAAUUUGAAGGAUUCUGUGACAACUUGCCAAGGUGCUCAGGUCCCUUUGGACCACAAGAAACGAGGCAAACCUGUUUCUACUCCGUUGACGAAGGUUUUGUCUCACCUUCACAUUUCAGGGAGAGCAACUGAUCUCACAAAUCCCUUUGCUUGUGAAGGCUCCAAAAUGGCCUUUGGGGGAGAGGAAGAAGAUAGUGAUGUGUAAACCCUAUGGAGUCUUGGGGAUUAAUCAUCUUCUACU